Molecule: messenger RNA, 1518 nt
Organism: Hippocampus zosterae (dwarf seahorse)
Lineage: Eukaryota; Metazoa; Chordata; Actinopteri; Syngnathiformes; Syngnathidae
Product: T-cell ecto-ADP-ribosyltransferase 2
Exons: 5
Coding region: 348-1157 (269 amino acids)
Molecular function (GO): NAD+ poly-ADP-ribosyltransferase activity; NAD+-protein-arginine ADP-ribosyltransferase activity
Source: RefSeq, a predicted model, not a curated record
CACACAGAAAAGUCAUCCGUCAAAGUGCACAAAAUGUGAGGCUCAGCAGGGCCUGUGUACUUUGCUGCCGUAGCCACAGAAGGAAGGAAGUGUACUGGAGGUCAGGAGACGAAAAUUCUCAAAAGGAGGAAUCGUACCGUUGUCAGGGUUCAACUCGAGGGAAACGCUGAAAAAAAAAACAACAUUCUCCAGUCCCAUCAGAGUGCCUCCCACACCCUAUGCCUCCAGCCAUUUUUUUUUUUACCCUAGAUGGACUUGAUUUUGUAAUCCCGCACCAUUACGUUGUCACCGAGGUGAGCUUCUUUCCACAUUUCUACCCAUCCCUGCGACAUUAAAAAGAAGAGAAGAUGAGAGAUGUGAAGAGAGAGUUCCUGGUGGCCUUUACGUUGCUCUACUGCACGGUGAGUGCAGUUAAACGACUGGACAUGGCCCCGAACGCUGUGGACACCUUGUACGAGGGCUGCCGCGAAGACACCAUGGAGAAAUUAAUCCGCUCUGAUGUGCUGCAACAAGAGCUGAGCCAAGACAUUAACUUCCAGCUAGCGUGGAGCGAAAAGUGUUCCACGCUACUACCGGGAGGCGUGAAGGAACACACCGCCGCCCUCUUGGCCUUUGCUAACGGCGGCCAAGCGUUCAAGAAAGCCUUCAACGACGCGGUGGAGACCAUGGGCGUCAACGUCAGCACCUACGAGGAUCAUUUCCACUAUAAGUCCUUGCACUUCCUGCUCACGGACGCCAUGAGCCUCGUGAAGCCGAUGACGUGUAAGAAUGUUUAUCGGAUUUCUGAAAUGGAUUACGAUGUGGAAAAGGGCGCUCGAGUGAGAUUCGGACGAUUCAUUACGGUCCAGUCGGAUGUCUCCAUGAAGGAAGAUGUGGAGGAUGGUGUCUAUUUCAACAUCACCACGUGCUUUUUUGUCACCCUGGAGGGUUUUUGCGGCCUCACGGAGGACCUCGCCAUCUUGUCCCCCGCCGAGGAGUUCACAGUGGAGGACGUCAAGCAAGGAGGCAAUGGCGACUACACUGAGAUCAUUCUGAAACACUCCAACCUGAAGGCCACUCACGACUGCUACAUAUCACGGGCCCCAGCAGACAGCGCACCCCUGUGGCUGGUGAUGGCGCUUGUGUCCUUUUUCCUAUUUGAGACGCUCCCCCGUUAGCAUCAUGAAAGCUGAGAUGCUAACGACAACGAUGCCUGCGACGGCGCACUGACUGCGAGGCGGGACAAAUUCUAGACGCAUCACUGUGUGCAUUUGAGCACGACUAGUACGAGUAUGUUUAGGAUUCUUUGCUUUUUGUGCACUAAAAUGUAUGAUUGCUUUUAAGAACUGUAUCAAUGUAACUGACAGACUGUAAUGAAAAUGUUUGGUUUUGAUUGCUAUGAUCAGAAGUAUCUGUUUACUAAUAUGCUUGUCGGUUUUCAUGUACUAUAGGCACGAGCGAUUUUUGUUAAUUUUGCGAUUGUGAUUUAAUAUGCAAUUCUUUUCCCUCCCAAGAUCUGGUUUCCAUGUAUUUUUUUUU